This is a messenger RNA of Papilio xuthus (Asian swallowtail), 1213 nucleotides long. It is a transcript of the gene Rab8, whose product is annotated as RAS oncogene family member Rab8. Bases 65 to 700 code for a protein of 211 amino acids. The transcript has 5 exons. Gene Ontology annotation, molecular function: GTP binding; GTPase activity. The record is from RefSeq and is a predicted model, not a curated record. Lineage: Eukaryota; Metazoa; Arthropoda; Insecta; Lepidoptera; Papilionidae.
ACUAGAUUACUCAAAAAUGCCAAAUGAGUGACCGUGUAUUCUGUAAUCAGAUUGUUGUAAAAAAAUGGCAAAAACUUACGAUUGUUUAUUCAAAUUACUUUUAAUAGGUGAUUCUGGUGUUGGUAAAACAUCUAUAUUAUUUAGAUUUUCUGAAGAUGCUUUUAAUAUAUCUUUCAUAUCAACCAUCGGUAUCGACUUUAAAAUUCGGACGAUAGACCUUGAUGGAAAAAAAGUCAAAUUACAAAUAUGGGAUACUGCGGGUCAAGAGAGGUUCCGCACAAUAACCACGGCAUACUAUCGAGGAUCCAUGGGCAUUAUGCUAGUAUAUGAUGUGACAAAUGAGAAAAGUUUUGAAAACAUAAAAAAUUGGAUAAGAAACAUUGAAGAAAAUGCAAGUGCUGAUGUUGAAAAGAUGAUACUCGGUAAUAAAUGUGACUUAGAUGAUAAAAGACAGGUAUCAAAAGAACGAGGUGAACAAUUAGCGAUAGAUUAUCAAAUUAAGUUUGUAGAAACAUCUGCAAAAGACUCAUUAAAUGUGGAAUACGCAUUUUACACUCUAGCAAGAGAUAUUAAAGCGAAAAUGGAGAAAAAGCAGGAGGCGAGCAACCCUCCAGGAGCGAGGAGUGGCGCGCAUGUGCUGCGUGCGAGUGACCAACAGCGUAAGCCGCCAUCUUGGCUGUCACGCUGCAGCUUGCUCUGACGACGCCCCGCCGCCUGCGCCGCACUCUGAGCACCCACCACGACUAUAUUUUUCGACCUACCAUUUUUAUCGGUGUGCGACAACUCCGAAUCGGGGAUCAGACUUGCUUUUUGUAUUUUUAUAUCCACGAAUUCAUUUAUCUUGAAGUGCAGUCGCACAAAGCUGGGUUAAUGGUGCAGUGUUUUUAAAAAAAAUAUUUUAGUAAUGCAAUUGAAAUAUUAUGUUGGUAAUGACAUGAUAUUUUUAAAUUAUCCAAUAUAUCAAUAAAAUUUUUAAGUUUAGAUUGAAUUGGAAAGUAUUAACUUGAGCUUCGGUGACUGCUGUUUCAUGAAACAGUAUUUUUGUCAUUAAAUUUUCUGUAAAAAAUAUAUUUUCUUUAAACAAUUAUUUUAUUAGGACAAAAUUAGUUGAUGUUACAUAAUAUGGUUCAAUGGAUAUUAUUUCAUUAAUUAGAUUAUUAGCUGUAUUUUUCUUUUCGCUAUUUUAAUUAAGAUAUAUAUUUUAAUGUAAUAU